Messenger RNA from Leptosomus discolor (cuckoo roller), 1517 nucleotides. The record is from RefSeq and is a predicted model, not a curated record. NCBI's taxonomy places the organism in Eukaryota, Metazoa, Chordata, Aves, Leptosomiformes, Leptosomidae.
GUCUAUAACCUGACUCAGGAGUUCUUCCAACGAGGUAAACCCGUCAAUGCUGAGAGCCAGAAUAGUGUGGGCGUCUUUACACGGGACGUAGUGCGCAAACGUGUCAAGGCCGAUCCGGAUGACACAGAGGCCGUCAAGAGGCUGAAACUAGCCAUGAUCCAGCAGUACCUUAAGGUAGAGAGCUGUGAGAGCAGCUCCCACAGCAUGGAUGAAGUCUCACUCAGUGAAUUUGGGGAAUGGACCGAAAUCCCUGGGGCUCAUCACAUCAUUCCUUGCGGUUUCAUUAAAAUCGUGGAGAUUCUGGCCCGCUCCAUUCCCGAGUCUGUCAUUCAGCUCCGCAAGCCGGUCAAGUGCAUCCACUGGAACCAGUCGGUCAGUAAGGAGAUUGAGAGGGUGGCUGACCACAACAGUGACCUCCCCGAGGAGGACAAGGGCUCUGAUGUCUUCGUAGAGUGCGAGGACUGUGAGUUCAUCCCGGCUGACCAUGUCAUUGUGACUGUGUCCCUGGGAGUCUUGAAGAAGCGCCACGAGAGCCUGUUUCAUCCCCGCUUGCCCGAGGAGAAAGUAAUGGCCAUUGAGAAACUUGGAAUUAAUACAACCGACAAGAUUUUCCUGGAGUUCGAAGAACCUUUCUGGAGCUCUGAAUGCAACAGCAUCCAGUUUGUCUGGGAAGACGAGGCAGAGAGUGAGAGCUUGACUUAUCCCGAGGAGCUGUGGUACAAGAAGAUCUGCAGCUUUGAUGUACUCUACCCGCCGGAGAGGUACGGCCAUGUCCUGAGUGGCUGGAUCUGUGGAGAAGAGGCUUUGAUUAUGGAGAAGUGCGAUGAUGAAACUGUGGCAGAAACCUGCACCGAAAUGCUCCGUAAAUUUACAGGGAAUCCAAACAUUCCGAAACCUCGCCGGAUCCUGCGGUCCUCCUGGGGCAGCAAUCCCAACUUCCGUGGAUCCUACUCUUACACCCAAGUUGGGUCUAGUGGGGCUGAUGUAGAGAAACUUGCGAAACCACUGCCUUACGCCGAAAGCUCCAAAACUGCUCCGAUGCAGGUGAUGUUUUCAGGGGAGGCCACUCACAGGAAGUAUUAUUCCACUACCCACGGUGCUGUGCUUUCUGGGCAGAGAGAGGCCGCUCGCCUCAUUGAGAUGUACCAGGACCUCCUGCAGUGCCGGAGCUGAAAGGCCCCGCGUUUGCAAACACCACCAACUCCCAAAUCCUUGAUCCGGUGUGUGGAGGGGUUCUUUCUUAAUUGCAGUUUGCAGUAGGACAGCCUUUAUCUUUUUUUCUAAUAAAAAAACAAAAAGAAAAAAAGCCCUAACUGUUUAAAAAAAGUUAGUCACCAAUAGCUUCGUUUCCGUGUGCUGUAUCGUUAACAGGGAAGGGUGCUCCUUUUGUCUGGUAAACUGUUUCUUUGUCGUUUUAAUUCUAAUUUCACUUUUGGUGCCUAUCUUUUUUUUUUCUUUUUUUUUUUCUUUCUGUAUUGUAAGUGCCUUCUAUACUAAAAUAAAUGUUGUAAUAAAAA